Messenger RNA from Actinia tenebrosa (Australian red waratah sea anemone), 1478 nucleotides. RefSeq lists its product as uncharacterized. Gene Ontology annotation, cellular component: intracellular anatomical structure. Gene Ontology annotation, molecular function: oxidoreductase activity, acting on NAD(P)H, oxygen as acceptor. The record is from RefSeq and is a predicted model, not a curated record. NCBI's taxonomy places the organism in Eukaryota, Metazoa, Cnidaria, Anthozoa, Actiniaria, Actiniidae.
UAAUAUAAACCAAUCAUGAAAAAGUUUUGAUCAAAAAACCUGAAAAAUACUAGUAUGUUCUGGUCCCAACCUGACCAUCCUUGACAGGGUCGUAUAAAACUGGUGGCUCUUGCUGUACGAAAUCAGUAAGUAGGCCCCCUUUGCCUGAAAAAGUGUUGAGGUUGAACAUUUGAGUGGUAUAUUAGACUAUAUAGUCCAAUAUGAAAGGCAUCAUCACUGGAGGUACCCGAGGCUUAGGGUAUAACAUAGCUGAAGAAUUGGCUAAGGAAGGGUAUACCCAUCUCAUUUUAACUUUCAAUUCCAACGUCGAAGCAGCAGAGAAGGCCAAAGCCAGUCUAGAAAGUAAAUACAAUAUUAAAAUAUUCGUGCUGAAGGGAGAUAUCGGAGAAGAAUCGACCGUGGAUCAGAUUUUUAAAUGCGCCGAAGAAAACUUUGGCAACCAAUUGAACGCAUUUGUCCACAAUGCAGGGGCUGCUGUUGGUAUCACUUCAGAAGCAGGAACACAUGAUGCGAAAAAGGCUGCCCAGAGCUACAAAGAUACAAUUGGUAGUGGCGAGUUCAAGAAUUUUUCGACCUACGAUUACUUCCAGAAGAUUUACCCUAAAUGCUUCAUAAGAUGUGUGGAACAAGCUGUCAAAAUSAUGGAAGACGGCAAGGGUUAUAUUAUUGCGGUUUCUACGUAUGGCUCUAACGUUCUUCAGACUCCAAAACCGGGGUAUGCGAUCACUGCACAAGCAAAGGGAUGUAUGGAGCUAUUGGUUCGUUACUAUGCACAAGCUCUCGCCCCGCGAGGCAUCACGGUCAACGCCGUCAUCCCUGGUUACGUCAUGUCUGAUGCCUGGCACAACAUGACCAAGGCAAGCGGUGGAGUAACCUCUGAAGCAGUGCAGAAGAGAAUCCAAGGCACGCCAAUGAGAAGAUUCGGCGAGGGUCGGGAGUUUGGUGCAGUGGUGUCCUUUCUGUGUAGCCCACGGGCGAGCUUUGUCACUGGUGUUGCUAUUCCUGUCGAUGGUGGCCUGCACUUGCAGUAGAAACAAAACGAAACGAGACAAAAAUAAUAUAAAUAAUAUCAAUUUUGAACCUAGCCUUCUCUGCAGGCAACUCUUGCCUAAGCUGAUGAUGGGGUCCUGUUGAAAUUUCGAAAGAAGGUCUAAACACAGAGAGGUCUUAACACAGGGAACCCUGAAGCGAAGGAUGCUUGCAGAGAAGGCUUUUUCGCAUGAUGAUUAUUUAUGGUAUAUAUAACGCAUUAACAAAUAAUUAUAUUCGAUUUUGUGCGUGUUCUAUUAGGGGGAAAUUACUAGGGAGUCCAUCUCUCAACAAAUCUUUGUGCCUUCAAACUUACAUAUGCUAAGCUAAGGUAACUCGCGCGCUGAUCUUUUGGUGGUUCUUUGUCAUUUAAUAGUACGCUAAUAACCUUAUGUUUUUUUAAAAAAAACUUAUGUACGUAUAAAAAUAAAAGCAAAAACGAAUUAUAA